AUGUUGUGGUCAAAAGUAAUCAGUUUCGCCUUGGUCAGCUUGGCUUUGGCCCACCUGCAAACAGCCCUGCAGGAGGAGUCAUUCUCGGCAUGUCCAGCUAAUUUCACCCAGGUGGGUGAAAAGUGUCUUAUGGUAGAUUCAAUGUGGAAGACCUGGUAUGAAGCUGAUCGGAAUUGCCGCUCUCUGAGUGCUGGUCUCGUCAGUGUGGAGAAUUCAGUGCAAUUGAAAUUAAUUCAAGAUUGGUUGCCCAUCGCUGCUCAAUAUACACUUGAAUUCUGGACUUCUGGCAAUAGUUUGGGCAGCCCCGGAAAAUAUUUCUGGCAGAACACGGGAAGCAGUGCCACUUAUCUACCCUGGGCUACUGAUCAGCCCAAGACCGAUGCCGGAGAUUGUUUGACCCUGUAUGCCAAUUAUAGUAUGGCAACUGGAGAGUUUGUUAUAGAUGUGCAUCGUCUACGGGUCAACAAUUGCACACUUUGGGCCAAGAGUAUCUGUGAGAUUGAGCCCAAGGCAUACAAGACUUUGGUUUGUCUUAAUUCGUCGGCCUUCUAUGAGGCACAGAUACCAGUUUGAAAUACUUAAUGAAAUAACAACGAAAAGACAAAGAGUCAAUUUUUGAGCAAAACUAAA
Molecule: messenger RNA, 630 nt
Organism: Drosophila willistoni
Lineage: Eukaryota; Metazoa; Arthropoda; Insecta; Diptera; Drosophilidae
Product: C-type lectin 37Da
Exons: 1
Coding region: 1-573 (190 amino acids)
Source: RefSeq, a predicted model, not a curated record